This is a messenger RNA of Tribolium castaneum (red flour beetle), 3795 nucleotides long. Its product is annotated as potassium voltage-gated channel protein Shaw. Lineage: Eukaryota; Metazoa; Arthropoda; Insecta; Coleoptera; Tenebrionidae. The record is from RefSeq and is a predicted model, not a curated record. Gene Ontology annotation, biological process: protein homooligomerization; potassium ion transmembrane transport. Gene Ontology annotation, molecular function: protein binding; delayed rectifier potassium channel activity. Gene Ontology annotation, cellular component: presynaptic membrane; axon terminus; dendrite membrane. The coding region runs from base 291 to 2162 and encodes 623 amino acids. The transcript has 10 exons.
ACAAAUUGCGUUAUCAAAUAACUUUAAUUACACCAAUUUGGAAUUAUCCCGUGUUGGUUAAUUAUUUGUGGGUGUUUUGCCCCCGCUGAAAAUCCUGAAAUAUGCGCUAAGUCUGCAGCAUCCCGGUAGGCGUUGAGUCAGUCGUCGUUCGCGAGGCGCGAGAGGAGGGCGUCGCGACGCUCCUGAAACGCCGUUUCGUCGCGAAUUUCAGUUUUUCAGUGCUUUUCUGUUUCAGUUUCGGCGAGCUUGCGGCGUGCGAUUAACUGCUAGUUUUUCCACCACAAAAUGUUAUGGAUGGGGAAAAUCGCAUCAUUCUCAACGUUGGCGGCAUCCGCUACGAGACGUACAAAGCAACCUUGAAAAAAAUCCCAGCUACUAGAUUAUCACGCCUGACUGAAGCCCUGGCCAACUACGACCCCAUCCUCAACGAGUAUUUCUUCGACCGGCAUCCGGGCGUGUUUGCACAAAUACUCAACUAUUACAGAACUGGUAAGUUGCAUUAUCCAACCAACGUGUGCGGCCCUUUGUUCGAAGAGGAGCUGGAGUUUUGGGGGUUGGACUCGAACCAGGUCGAGCCCUGCUGCUGGAGCACGUACAGCGUCCAUAGGGACACCCAGGCCACUCUCGCCAUUUUGGAUAAGCUCGACAUAGACACAGAGCGGCCGAGCGAUGAGGAAGUGGCUCGAAUGUUUGGCUAUGAGGAGGCUUAUUUUAACGGAACUUUGACGACGUGGCAGAAGUUUAAGCCGAAAAUUUGGGCGCUUUUUGAUGAGCCGUACUCGUCGUCGGCGGCUAAGGUACCGCCGAUCAACGUCCAACACCGAAAUAUCGUCGCCGGAGCGUCAGUUUUCUUCAUCUGUGCUUCGGUCCUCUCCUUCUGCCUCAAAACCCACCACGGCUUCCACGUCGACUGCGACAAGAUCCGCAGAAACGUCACCGACGACGCCAACUGCACCGACCCGCACCCGUACUUCCUCACAGUGGAGCACAUCUGCAACGCCUGGUUCACCUUCGAGUUCGUCGUCAGGCUCAUUGUGGCUCCUAACGUGGUCGAAUUCGUAAAAUCCCCCGUCAACAUCAUCGACUUCGCCGCCACUUUGAGUUUCUACGUCGACAUGAUCCUCAUCUUCGAGAAGAAAUCGCAACUUUUGGACUUUUUCAGCAUCAUCCGAAUUUUCCGUCUCUUCAAGCUCACUCGUCACUCCCCCGGCCUGAAAAUCCUCAUCCAUACGUUCAAGGCGUCGGCCACCGAGCUGGGAUUACUGGUGUUUUUUCUAGUUUUGGGAAUUGUGGUGUUCGCGAGUUUGAUUUUCUACGCCGAGAAGCUGGAGGAGAAUCCCAAAAACAAUUUCAAGAGCAUCCCGGAGGGAUUAUGGUGGGCUAUCGUGACCAUGACCACGGUGGGCUAUGGUGACAUGGUCCCGAAAACCUACGCUGGGAUGUUCGUUGGGGCUUUGUGUGCCCUUGCUGGGGUUCUGACUAUUGCACUCCCAGUCCCGGUCAUCGUUUCCAACUUUUCCAUGUUUUAUUCACACACCCAGGCUAGGUCUAAACUCCCGAAAAAACGCAGAAGAGUCCUUCCAGUCGAACAACCGCGGCGAAAAAAAGUCGAGACUGCGACAAAUCGACGAAUGAACGCAAUCAAACAUCAUCAUCCUGCCGUUUUUAAAGAUGCGUUCGGUGGCGCCAAAUUAGGAAACGUGAACGGAGUUAACGUCAUCGGCUUGGCCCUUCAAGGCCCUUCCGUCCCUAGCAUAGCAGUCCUACAUCACAAUGGACCUUACAAUUUACAAGGCGGCGAGCCUGUUCCAUCCCUUCCACUACAACCGCGCCCCGCCACGACGGGUAGCGUCGACAUGCUUCCCCUCCAACCCAAAUACCUCCCGAAUUUCGAUCGGGAAUCGCGAUCCGAACCUCGCGAAAUUCCCCCAAGACCCGAUGCGAGUCCUUUAAAGUCUACCGAGGCCGAAAUCGGCCUCGCCAGCGUCCCGGCAAUGGCAAUCGGGAGUUCCACCGAAGUUCUUUUCAGCAUUGUCGAGAAUCAGGCUGGUUUUCGGCGCAAUUCGUUCCUAGCACCGAAAAGUCCCGAUUGUGAAGUGGUAAAAUCACCGAGUACUGAAAUGACGACGUCAAUGGAGUCGAACGGAAGUGACCGGAAGUAAUUUUUGUCUUUUGUCGAUUUUUCAAGCACGAUUUCCUGCAAACACUCGGCCCUUGCAACCUUCGAUGUUUCGAUGUGUUUUGUGUUUCAGGAGGAGAGGCGUGCGGAGGGAAUGCUCAUUGUAAUUAGGAGAGUAUUUUUAUAAUAACCUUUUUCAUUGUUGGAUUAAUAAAUGCUUUAUCAGUCUACGACAGGUUUCGUGUUUUUAUUCAACAAAAACUAACGAAAAAAAACAUUAUCCUUAGUUGCACACUUAAAUAACUCAGAUAUAACCAUUCAUUAUAACUCUCAAAUGUCACACAGUUAUACAAUGUGUGUUAGAAUGAUUUUCAUCUAGUUGUCAUUGAAUUUGUAAUGUAAAAUCUAGAUGAGAAUCACUUAAAAACACAUUAUAACCACCUUAUCUAACCGAGUAACCGUUAUCUAUGCGUGGUUAUAUUGCGGUUAUAUAACGACCUUUAUACCUCCGUUUAUGUUUCAUUAUCUAACUUUUAUCUAGGCGUGGUUAUGUUGUGGUUAUACAAAUAUAACUGUCAUAUAACUUUUGCUAUAUACGUGUGAAAUAACCAUGGUUAUAUAACCGAUAUAUACAAUAUCAAACAUACGCUAUAUUGAAUAAGAAACUGUUAUUUAACCGUUAUAUAACCGUGGUUAUGUACGCCAGAUAUGACCACAGUUAGAUUAUAUAAAAUUAGUCUAACAUAACCAGUGAUUAGGUUUGUGUAUUGUGGUUAUAUAACCGAAAUAUUGUAACCACGCUUAGAUAACCAAUAUAUAAAUUGCACUACAAACAUAGCAGUUAUAUAACUGUCAAAUAACUUUUGUUACAUACGUUUUAAAUAACCAUGGUUAGAUAACCGAUAUAUUCACUGAUUCAAGCAUACGCCAUAUUGCAUUACAAACGUAACUGUUAUCUAACCGUAAUAUAACCAUGGUUAUGUACGCCAGAUAUGACCACAAUUAAAUUAGUCUAACAUAACCAGUGGUUAGGUUUGUGUAUUGUGGUUAUAUAAUGUUAUGUAACCAAAAUAUUGUAACCACGCUUAGAUAACCGAUAUAUAAAUUGAAUCUAUAUUGCACUACAAGCAUAGCAGUUAUAUAACUGUCAUAUAACUUUUGCUAUACACUUUUAAAAUAACCGUGGUUAGAUAACCGAUAUAUACACUGAAUCAAGCAUACGCCAUAUUGCAUAAAAUACCUACUGUUAUGAAAACGUAAUAUAACCAUGGUUAUAUAGCCGCAAUAUAACUCAGUGCUACCAGAAAAAAGUAGUGCACUUUAAUUAAUUUUGAUUAAGACUGUUAUCAGUCUGAGUGAUUGUUUCCUUUUUAAAUUCCUUCGAUAAGAGAUAAGAUAAGUCCCGAUUUGUGAUUUAUUUUAUUGUUCGAUUUGCGAAGACAAUGACAUAUCGUGGUCACACCAACGUUGAAAUGGAAACAAAAGAACUCCCAGAUACACCAGAGCCUGUCAAAGAAGACUACUGGACAGUCCAAGAACUCGUUUGGGGAUUUUUUAUUAUUCUAGUGACAAUUAUCGUCGUUUUGGCGGUCGGAUAUUCAAUAUCUUUCCAACUCCCACAAGAAAAACCAGUGUAACCAACUCAAACUGUAAAUAAAGUUAUUUCGUAAUUUUUU